Messenger RNA from Drosophila eugracilis, 1474 nucleotides. RefSeq lists its product as uncharacterized. The record is from RefSeq and is a predicted model, not a curated record. The coding region runs from base 92 to 1474 and encodes 460 amino acids. The transcript is spliced from 5 exons. Lineage: Eukaryota; Metazoa; Arthropoda; Insecta; Diptera; Drosophilidae. Gene Ontology annotation, molecular function: protein binding.
GCCAAAAAGCCGGACUAAUAAACAUUAUUUAUCUUUCAACUAUAUCACUCUCUGAAGUUUGCAUAUUUCAAGAAACUACAUUUAUUUCAAAAUGGAUUUCACGUACUGCGAGUUCCCCAGCACCGUUUCCAUUGACACCUUCAAGGCCUAUUUCAAUCUCGCCGAUGUCAAGUUGCCCAAAGUCGGCGGUAAAUCAUUGGACACCAUCCAGAUCCCAAACGAAAUCCAGGAGGGCCAGGCAAAUCAAGCGAAAAGUCUGCGACAUCUUGUGCUCGAUGCCAUCGUUGAGAAUUGGAGUGAGUUGCCGCUGUAUCGGCAGCUGAGACGAAGGGAGGACCGCAACUAUCUCCUUAGCCACCUGGACACACAGCUGCCGCUGCAGAUGCUCAGCGCUCACAUUCGCGAGGACUUCUUCUGGCAGCGCUGCUACGGCCAACGCUGGCGGAGCGCACCACUUCAGGCGCGGGGCAGAGAGCGGCCCUGGAUCAACAUCUACAUGGAGCGACAUGUGCAGGAGUUUAUUGAAAACAUGCAGACGGGCGACUACGAGCAGGAGGGCAACGUGCAGGUCGUCCUGGACAUCUGUGCGGCGUACAUAAAUCAGUUGGAGAUAAGUUUCCUUCAGCCUGCCCCGCCCACAACCGAUGCGAAUGAUCACAUUCCGCUUGAUUACCUGCUGAGCAAUCUGCCGGAUUUACGCCAACUGCGACUGAGUUACAGCACCAAGACGGUCGGCUGCAAUUACCAAAUGGGUUGCAAUCAACUGACUGUCAGGGAUAUUCUGCAUUUGACCAAGGGACUCAGUCAGUGCCACGAGUUGCGGAAGUUCUGCCUGCACAAUACCAAGCUGAUGCCGUAUCAGCUGCAAUUCCUGGCCCAUAGUUUAGAUAAAGGAUGUCAUCACCUGACCGAAAUGUCCUUGCUGCACUGCGCGGUGGGGGAUGCGGGAAUCCGUUGCUUCCUAGAGACCUGCGGCAAGGAGUCCUUUGGCACGUUGACUGUCCUUGAUUUGACCAAUAAUAAGAUUACUGAAGAAGGUGCUUACAUCCUAAGUCGCACCUUGAGGCAUGUUCCUCUCAAUCAACUGGUAUUGCGUUUAAAUCCCAUCCAAAGCGAUGGAGCUGCCGCCAUCUUCAACACCCUUCAGGUCAUGCCAAUCAAGGAGUUGGACUUGGGUACCUGUGGUAUUUCGGAGACCAUCACCAAGCUGUUCAUGAUGCUGAUCUGCCAGCACACCACCUUGCUAGAUAUUGAUUUAUCGAAUAAUUCCCUGGGAGAAGACUUUGGAAAACAUCUAAUGAAAAUCAUUAGCUGCAAUAAAAUUCUUGAGAAGCUAGAUCUUCGGAACACUGGUCUAUCGCUGGACAUGCGUCGGAAGUUUCAAGAGUUUCUAAUCAAAAACGUGGAACGCAAGAAGCACGAGGCUUUAAAGCAAAAACAACGCGAUAAGUUUAAGGCAAUGAUGCAGCUAUAA